CAGCGGGUGUUUCCACUGCGUUGUUUACGCGAUCAGGACGAGGCAGGGCUUGCACAACAUACCAAGGCUUCAAAUCAAAUGUGGGCACAAUUGGAAGUUCGUGUAUGUGUUAUUAGUGGUCGACAGUAAACAUGCACUGCAGUUUUACUGAUACCCUACGUUGAAACAUACGGAACGUAGCCUGCCUGCAGUGAAAUAAACAAUGUGCUCUUUAUUAACACGACAUUCCGAGCGAUCUGUAGUCGACAGGGAACAUUCUGCCAUCUAGCGGACAGGUUCCGCAACGAGUACUCUGUGUUUUGUUUUCUCGCGAUGAGGUUUGUUUAGAUUUGUUGCAGUUAAAUGGACCUUGCGAGUUGUGAUUUCUUCGUGCAAGAGGACAUUUCAAGACAACUGAAAACAUUAGGUUCAUAUUUAAAAGUAAAAAUGGCUCGGUUUUAAAGGUACAAAUGAUAAGUAAAGCAGACUGUUUGUCGUUUAUGUGUUAUUAUAUGAAAUAAAUAUUAGACGUCGAACUAAAGUUCAGUGAUUGUGAUGAGUGGCAUGAUUUAAGUGUGUUUUGUGCACUUCUGGAAUCUGCACCCACUGACGUCAACACAUACGAUCGAGUCGGUCUGAGGGCAAGUGAGAUAGUAGCAUGGACCUUACCACACGGUCGCGGCUCGCGCCUUGCGACGGGAAUACCAACAACAAGCCACGUGUAGCGAAGUCCGUGUUCUCUAUAAGGAGCAUCGUGGAUGUGAAGGAGGACACCUGCUGCACCCGACCAGUCGAUUACUCUUCAAAUAUCACCGGUGUGGAGUCUAGUGACGCUUCCCCUGUACCAGCAGUUCAAGAACAAGAAUUUGCCACUAGUGUGCUAGUGCAAUCCCAACAGGAAAUUCUGAGUAACGGAAUUGGGGGGAACUGUAGUUCUAGUUCUGGUACGGCAGUUGUUAUAAUGGGUGUGUCUGAAGAAAGUGAAAAGGCUGAAGAGGAACUGUCUGCUGUAGACUCACCCCCAUCGGUGCUGAUGGGGGAAUGUGAUGGUGAGAAGGGGCCGGGUGGUAAAACAGCUCUUCUUAUGGAGCACGGAAGUACGAGCAGCGGCUCUGUCCUCGACCCUGUCGGAAGUAGUAAUGCGUCGGAGAAUAACAGCGAAGGAGAACUGGAUGACUUUGCACCGAAGAGGAAACAGAGACGAUACCGCACCACGUUCACCAGCUUCCAGUUGGAGGAAUUGGAAAAGGCAUUUGCUCGGACCCAUUAUCCCGAUGUCUUCACGAGGGAGGAGCUAGCCAUGAAAAUCGGAUUGACAGAAGCUCGUAUUCAGGUGUGGUUCCAGAACAGGAGAGCGAAAUGGCGGAAACAGGAAAAAGUCGGUCCCCAGGGACACCCAUAUAACCCGUACAUGAGUUCAGGGGCGGCUGCGCCACCGUCUGCAGUUGUGGCACCAUCUCUGCCGAAUCCGUUCUCACACCUCGGGUUCAGCCUCCGGAAGCCGUUUGAUGGAGCAGGUUCCGCAGGGCUGGCUGCUGCUUUUCGUGUGGGCAGCGCGUACCCUCCGCUACCUCCGGGCCACGUGUUACCGGGUACUUACCUCAGCCAUCACCCGGCACCGCAUCAUUUCCCGGGCCACCAGCAUCGCGGGGCGCCGCCCCCACUCCUUCCUCCCAGUCUCAGUCACCUCACAUACAACUCUGCGGCGGCGGCGGCCAGCUCGUUCCAGACCCUCCUCGCCAACAUCUCGGCGGCACAGCGUCCCAAGCUGCCGGGUUCGAGCCCCGUCGGCGACGAAUACCAGCACGCCGCUGCCCUGCUGGCCGCGGCGACUGCCUCAGCUAUUGCGCCACCGGGCAGCUCGGUGCCCCCUUCGGAAGGCCCGGUGCCGGGGCAGGCGCCAGACCUCGACAGGAGGAGUUCCAGCAUCGCGGCUCUGCGCCUCAAGGCGAGAGAACACGAACUGCGGUUGGAGCUACUGCGCAAGAACGGCGACCUGAUCAGCUGAAGACAGCGCGCUGCCGUAGUCAAGUACUGUUUAGUGCCUUCACAGCAGAACGUUGUGUCAUGUACAUAUCUGAACAUGUCAUUUUUAUUAGCGCAAUAUAACAGCAAUAAUGUUACAAGGAGUGAUUGAAAUGUUAAGAAAAUCGGUAUUAAUAAUUAUUAUAUUGUCUAAAAUAUUCUGUGAAUAUUUUGUGAAUGUCUGCCUCAAACCGUUUCAAACCAUGCUCAUACAAGUCGCUAUUGAUCUUCUGGGAUCUUCGGGUCUGAAGAUGGAAGCAACAUGUUCCUCCGAAACGUUAAUCUCUAUCUAUAUGUCUACACGGUGUUAAAACCAGAAGACCAACAUCGGCUUCUACACUCACAUCUUGCACGCUCCUACUUUCCAACUAACUCCACGGAGCAGAGGGUGAUAGUAGCUUUGCUUAUAAAAAUACUCUCCUUUUAUGCAUCCUAAAUCUUUAUCACAAUGUCCAUACGAGCCCACCACUUAACUCUAUCUUCAGCCAGUUGAAUCCAUCAACAUCAUUAACCAUUUAAGAUAGAUUUUCAUUGUAGAUCUCCUAAGUGGAAUUUUUCCUUCAGUGUUCCCGAUUAAAAUUUUGAGUGCACAUUGCCGCCAUGCCUCUUUAUAGACGAAGCGUCCCCACAUUUCAUCCUCCUUAAUUUGUUUGUAAUAAUAUCUGUCAAGUACAAAUUAUGAAUAUU
Zootermopsis nevadensis is the source of this 2691-nucleotide messenger RNA. RefSeq names its product aristaless related homeobox (gene al). The record is from RefSeq and is a predicted model, not a curated record. Lineage: Eukaryota; Metazoa; Arthropoda; Insecta; Blattodea; Termopsidae. Gene Ontology annotation, molecular function: DNA-binding transcription factor activity, RNA polymerase II-specific; RNA polymerase II transcription regulatory region sequence-specific DNA binding. Gene Ontology annotation, biological process: regulation of transcription by RNA polymerase II.